Cydia pomonella (codling moth) is the source of this 6123-nucleotide messenger RNA. RefSeq names its product large proline-rich protein bag6. The coding region runs from base 177 to 3752 and encodes 1191 amino acids. NCBI's taxonomy places the organism in Eukaryota, Metazoa, Arthropoda, Insecta, Lepidoptera, Tortricidae. Gene Ontology annotation, cellular component: BAT3 complex. Gene Ontology annotation, molecular function: misfolded protein binding; polyubiquitin modification-dependent protein binding. The transcript has 23 exons. The record is from RefSeq and is a predicted model, not a curated record.
AAACAUCGACUAUGUCAAAAUCUAGGUUGUCUAUGCUCCCAUGAUCUUUCUCUGGCUCGGUGUUCUCGGCUCGCAUACAGACGAAUACACAUUCCCAAGGAAAUUAAUCAGCUAAUAACAAAACUAUUCAGUGAAUAAAAUUGUCGCAAGCGGGCGUUCAUGUUUCGUUGUAAAAAAUGAUCGAAUUUACCAUAAAAACCUUGGAUUCAACGAAUCACAACUUCUCAGUGGAAGAUGAGAUCACCGUUCAGCAACUUAAGGAGAAAGUAAGGGAGCAAAUGGGCAUAGAAAUAAAUCUACAGCGCCUCAUUUUUUGUGGGAGAGUACUGCAAGACGAAAAGAGACUAUCAGAUUAUGAUGUACACGGCAAAGUAGUGCACCUCGUGCAGCGCGCGCCGCCGAGCCCUGAGUCGCGGCACUCCAGCUACCCCGCCGCAGGCGCGGGCGCCGCCGACGGCGCUAAUGCUAACCCCAACCAGGCUAGACGGCCUAGCCCACUAGCCAGUAUCAUCAGAGAAGAGCAAGCUUCCACUUCGCCAACGUCGGGUCGCCUGGACUUCAUCCGCCUCAUGGUGUCUGAAAUCAAGACGUCUUUGGCGAGCCUCCAGUCUCAGUCUCAAACACAGGCACAGGCUCAAGCCCAGGCUGCUAAUGGAGAAGUCGGCGCAGAAAAUGCGGCAGCGUCGGGUAGCGGCGAGGGCAAUGUAGAGAACAUGGAAACAGAUCCCGCACCUAGCGGCGCCCAGGAAGAGGGUGACUCCACACUGGACGAAGCUGGCGAAGCGCCCCCAGACUCGGCUGCGCGAGCACAGCACGCGCGUCGCAGAAGCUACCGCGCAAUCCGUGCUCUCCGCGCGCGGCACUCGCGGCCUCGCGACCUCGGGCAGCUCAUGGAGGAGCUGGAGUCGCUGCAGGAGCAGUUCGCGCCGCACCGCUCCCAGUACACGCACCUGCUCAUGGCUGCUAACAGUGCCGAGCCGCCGAUCUACACGGAAGAGGAACGCCAGAACGCGCAGCGAACCGUCGACAUUGUAUCGGACAUCAUGCACAGUUUCGCUCACGCCUAUCACGCCGUGAGCGACAUCAACUUCCAGGUCGGCCAGCGGAACCCGCGCCUCACCUCCGAGGCGUCCGUCAUGCGACACCCGCUACCCAUGCAGCAGGCGCACAUUAACGUGGUUCAGUCUAACCGCCGCCAGCCGGGGCAGAACGGCACCGUUCCGACGGCGGGCGCCGGCGUAGGCGCGGCCAACACCGCCACCGGUCAAGCCGCGCCUACUACCACCGCCACCGCAACCAGUGCCACCGGCGUCACGAGCGCCACCGUCACCAGCGCCUCGGCCACGGCCACCGCCACCAGCACUAGCGCCGCCGCCCCCGCGCCCAGCGUCACCGUCACCGGCAACCUGACUGACGCUCAGCCAACUACUGAACCCAACGCCCCAGGCAGAAACUCCACUCAGCCUACCGUCAACAUAAACAUACAGCCUGAUCCCAUCACGUACCAAGUGGAGAUCGAGACCAGGGUGCCGAUAGCGUUCGCUCUUGAGAAUGCCCUGUUAAACGGGCUGACCGGCGCCCAUGCCCAGGUGCCGGCCGGUGGCGGCCAGCCGGCCCAGCCCAACCAGCCGCAACCACAGCAGGACGGCCAGGCCAACCAGACGAACCAGGGCAACCAGCCACAACAACCUAGGCGUCAGGUGCUCUUUGAUUUUGAGAAUUUGUUCCGUGGCCUAGGCCAGAACGGCAGUCUGGGUGGCGUGGAGGUGGUAAUGAGUAUGGAGGAGAUCCCCAACGGUCAGAUCGUGGGGUCGGUGCCCGCGGGGCCGGCGGCGGCCGGCGCGCGCCCCGAGCCCGCGCUGCACGGCAUCGGCGUGCAACAAGCCGACGGCGGAGGUAAUACUCCCCACAUCUUCGGAGCAGACAUCUACCUAGGCGGAAUGCCGUGGGGUGGCGCCCCGAGCGCGGACCUACUGCAAAACAUCGUGUCGUCUGUGAUCCGACAAGGCCUGCUGCCGGGCGGCGAGGCCGUCGCGCUGCAAGUGGCGCACGCCAUGCCGACCGCCGCGCCCGACCAGCAGCCGCAGCCGCAGCCGCAGCCGCAGAACGGACACACUCCGAGCAGACACGCCAACCUGCACCUUCGACGCGCUACGACUACGACCCGCGCGCACGCCGUGACUCUCAACAACUUCAUCUACGACAGGUUCCUGUUGUGCGUCAGCCCGCAUGCUCGCCGGCGCUUGCUUAGACGCAGGGAGCAGCAGCAGCACCAGGCCGCCGCGCACGCGCGCGCCCGCGCCGACCGCGCCGCCGCGCAGAACAUUGAGGUCCUACGCGAACGCAACUCCAACUUCACACAGAACCACAUUCAGACUAUGGUAGAUUUGCUGAGCAGCGAGCCUGGGCGCGCUUCGUUCACAAACGCUUUCUUCGUGGCUGUUGCCCGCCACCUGUUCCUCACGGAGCCGAUGCAGAUCGUGUCGGGCGAGUCGGCGCUGGUGCCCAACGAGUUCCAGGCGCUGCGCCAGAUGCUGCGCGUGUACCUGCAGGAGCUGCUGAUGCGCUCCGGCGGCAUGCACAGUGACCACACCUUCGAGACCGUGGCCGGCUUCCUCGUCGACGAGCAACACGACUUCUUGUCGAGAGUGGAAACCAUUGUCCCACUGCGCUCGGAGUUCAACUUCGGAGCGUCGAUGCGUGCGCUGAUCGCCUCGCGGCUGCCGGCGAUCGUGGCCUCGGUCAUGUCCGAUUCCGCCACCGAGGCGUUCGUGGCGCGCUUCUACGCCAUGUUCUCGCAUCUCUUCACUGAUAUGUGCACGCUCAUGGCGUACUGUUGCCGCGACGGUGUGGACGGACUGCGCACGCUGUUUAGAGCCUUUCUGGAAGAGAAAGUACGUGAUUGGGGCAGCGAAGACGUUCAGCAAGUGCUAAUCACACUUGGCAUGGAGAACCUUGGUGUCGUAAUUAACAGCCUGAACGCCAUCACACCGGUCGACCCCAUACAGCAGUUCGUUAUACGACGUGCGCCUGCUGCCGCCGCGGCGGCGCCGGCGGCUCCAGAGCCGAGCCCGAUGGACGUUGCCCCUCCGGCCUCUGAGACGGCCCCCGCCCCCGCCGCGCCCGCGGCGCCGACGGACCCGGCGCCCACGAACGCCUCCGACGUGUCGAGCACCACGACGGAUGCCGGCGAGGCCCGCGCCUCCCGCCCGCUCUCCAGCAACGAGGCGGCACCGGCCACUGAGCCGCAGCCUUCGCGCUCUACACCUAGCCAGAGUACAAGAACGAGCCGACCGGAGCGUGAGACGGCGCCUCAAAGGACUUCCCCCGACUCACAGUCUAACAACCUUAACUUCGUACCGCCAAUGAUGCUGCUACAGCACUGGGGUGAAGAGUGGGUACCGGUGUUCACUCGCGACCAACACAACAUGAGCGCGGCUCAGGAGCCGUACAGCGACGCGUACCUCUCGGGCAUGCCGAGCCGCAAGCGGCGCUGUGUGCGCCAGUCGCGGCCCCCACACACGCUCGAGUCAUUCAUCAACGAGAGCGUACGUGAAGCGAGCUCGCGGCCCGCGCCGGUGGACAGCGAAGCAGUGCGGCGCGCGUUCCGCGAGCACAUGCGCACGAUGGCUCGCAGCCGCGCCUCCAGCUCAGAGGACUACGACCCGCUGCGGUACGCGUCCGCGGCGCGCUUCCUCAACUCUGCCGACACAAAGAAAGACCCGAGUAAAAAAAGCGAGGAUCAAUCUUAAAUGUACUCUCCGUGCACUCCUUGCAGUCUACGCCUGCCUCGUGGUUACAAUAUUAAGUUAAACAUUUCGUAGUCACGCUGUAUGCGAGUGUUGUGUUAGUUAGACUGAUUGCAUUUAUGCAUUUCAAAUUUUGACAUUACCAAUUGAAUGAGUUCAAAAAUUCAAGAGCUAUCUUCUGUCUAAAAGAUUACUUCAUGUGCAAUAUGCAUUUGCAUACUAUGAUUGACUUGGUAUUUUUAAUGUACUCAAAUAAUUUAAGUUGAUAGUAAUAUCAAACAAACCGCACAACCGGUGUGUUUUACACCCAUGAAAAGAAAAAAAAUUGUCGUAUUGUCGUAAUGUCGUGUAAACAUUAUGUUUAAGGAUAGGGGCAAUUUGAAAUAUAUUUGUUAUAAAAUAAUAAAAUUCCAGGGAUUGUUUAUCGCUUCAUUAAGCUAGCUUUAAACAAGAUUUAACGGUAACAGUUGGUAGUGAAAUGUAAUUAGUGUAAACCUCCGUUAUUUAUAUGAAAUCUGAUUUUAAUUUAUUUUUAUAUAGAUAUCGGGUUCUAAAACUUUAGUUUUAUUUUCUACUCAAACUUACAUACACUGUUACUAUUAUGUUUAAAGUAAUUCGUCUGUUUUUUUUUUAAAUUGAGGUUAUAAUUUUUAAUAAAUCCAACUUAUAUACGAAGCACGAAAUUUAAUGCAUGUUAAAUACAACUUUUUAAAAUGUUUAUUUAAUUUGUUUCAUUGUAAAACUGCGCAAUAGCACAUGUAUGAGGCUAUCCCCUUUCCUUUUAACGCGCGCGACUCGGAUCGUUUGCUAUGUACAAUAAAAUAUACAGAACAGACGUUAUCUUUGUAUAUAACGACUCGCUUCAUUUUAACCAGGUGGAAUGUUAAUAAAAUAAUGUUUUUUAUGCACUAGUUGCUAUUUUGUAUACAAAGACAAGCAGUUGUAGUCAGUGCGGCUCGUGGCAGUCCACACCUGUUGAGUGGCGGGAACCGCGCAGGCCCUUGCUCGUGUUAUUAGUGCUGAGCUCAAGACCAGAGACCAAUCACUUGUUGAAACAUGUCUCAUGAGACUGAUGUACUUUUGUAUGUAUAGUAAUGAGAGCAUUCAUUUGGUUACAUUAGCUCUUAGUAGUCGGUCUAUAAACACAUGAGUACAACACUUGAAAUACCUAUCAAAUAUGGUACCUACAAAAAGACAGCUACUGUUAAGGUCCCGUAGGUUCGCGUUCUUCUCUUACUCUCACCGAGCGUAAGAGUGAACGAGAUGGAUGUGCGUGCUCGGGUUUAAACAUUUCUAUAACAUACAAUAGAAAUACAGAGCCAAUUACAGGUUCUCACUUAUAUUCCAAUUUGUUCUACCCACCAAAGCCACGAAUGACUAAAAUCUCGCUAUCUUUUAAAGGGUUACUAUAAAGUCAUUGACAUAUAUCUAAGGACGGGCCUUACAGGCAAUAAGUGUGGGGCCAGUACAGCGGUGUCACGCAUACGAAUUCGAGCCAAUCGUGUAGUCUGACGCCACAUCGCGAUUGGUUGAUGAGUUUGCAUCACGCGCGCGAUUGGUUGCAACUAGUUGCGUUAGAUUGCAUGAUUGGCUCAAAUUCGUGAGUGACACUACUGGACUAGCAUCAUUCUUAGUGCCCAUAAGGCUUGUCCUUAGAUAUAUGUCGAUGUAUAAAGUACCUUACUGUCAGGUAUAUAACCAAUUGAAGUGAUGUUCAAUAGAUAUGCCAAAUAAUGUAAACGAAUCGUCAAUUUUGUUAACAUUUGACGUAUGUAUAUCCUAAGAAAGUGUUACUAAUUAACAUAACUAAUUUUUUAAGGAAGGUAAAUUGGAUUUUUUAAAUUAUUUGCCAUUUCUAUUGAACUCAACUUUACUCGAUAAUGUGACCAAAUUCUAACUGUUACUUAGCGAUAAUGUUUAGUGCAAUUAUUCACAUAGCCUCUAAGCAGCUUUUUGAUCCAUCACAUACACUACAUACAGUAUUGAUGUUUAGCUAAAUACUAAUAUUAAAAUUAAAUGUUAUCACAUAGCAGUCAUUUAUUCGCCUAUUCGUUUGUAAGAAAGGUGUAAGCGCGGAUUAUUGCGAUAUCGAUAGCUAUGAAUUGAAUCAACUCCAUUCUCCCGUAGUGUCUCAUUAAACGGUGUAUUCAAGACAUUACUGAUUAUAACAAAAACCUGUUAGCAGAAUUUAAGAGUUAACGAUGCUUUGUGAUAGUCCGUGUAUGCACAGAAACAGUUGUUUCAUUCACAAUGUGAUGUGUAAGGUAGAGGGUGUAUUUUAAGCUCACAUGAUAAAAUUAUAGGCGUUGAUGUAAUUAAUGUGGCGUUAAAUAAAUAUAAUUAAUGAUUACGGUAAUAAAUUUUGUUUUUUUUU